Messenger RNA from Ruditapes philippinarum (Manila clam), 1216 nucleotides. RefSeq names its product deleted in azoospermia protein 2-like. The annotation marks the transcript as partial. The record is from RefSeq and is a predicted model, not a curated record. The transcript has a single exon. NCBI's taxonomy places the organism in Eukaryota, Metazoa, Mollusca, Bivalvia, Venerida, Veneridae.
AGUUGUCUUAGUUUUAAAAAUUGCCAGUCUCCCAACAACUGCUUGCCUGCCUACAACUGCCUGCCUACAACUACCUGCCUACAACUGCCUGCCUACAACUGCCUACCUACAACUGCCUAUCUACAACUGCCUGCCUAGAACUGCCUGUCUACAACUGCCUACCUACAACUGCCUACCUACAUAUGCCUAUCUACAACUGCCUGCCUACCACUGCCUGCCUACAACUGCCUACCUACAACUGCCUGCCUACAACUGCCUACCUACAACUGCCUACCUACAUUAUUGCCUACCUACAACUGCCUACCUACAAAUGCCUGCCUACAACUGCCUACCUACAACUGCCUGCCUACAACUGCCUACCUACAACUGCCUGCCUACAACUGCCUACCUACACUGCCUACCUACAAAUGCCUACCUACAAAUGCCUGCCUACAACUGCCUACCUACAACAUUCUCCCAAGAACUGCCUGUCUACAACUGUCUGCCUACCACUGCCUGCCGACAACUGCCUGCCUACCUACAACUUCCUGCCGACAACAGCCUAUCUACAACUGCCUUCCUACAAUUGGCUGCCUACAACUACCUGCCUACAUACAACUGUCUGCCUACCACUGCCUGCCGACAACUGCCUACCUACAACUGCCUACCUACAUAUGCCUACCUACAACUGCCUGCCUACAACUGCCUGCCUACAACUACCUGCCUACAACUACCUGCCUACAACUACCUGCCUACAACUGCCUGCCUACAACUGCCUGCCUACAACUACCUGUCUACAACUGUCUGCUACAACUGCCUGCCUACAACUACCUGCCUACAACUACCUGCCUACAACUGCCUGCCUACUACUGUCUGCCUACAACUACCUGCCUACAACUACCUGCCUACAACUGCCUACCUGCAACUGCCUGUCUGCCUACAACUGUCUGCCUACAACUGCCUGCCUACAACUACAUGUCUACAACUGCCUGUCUACAACUGCCUGCCUACAACUACCUGCCUACAACUGCCUGCCUACAACUGCCUACCUACAACUGCCUAUCUACAACUGCCUGCCUACAACUGCCUGUCUACAACUGCCUACCUACAACUGCCUACCUACAUAUGCCUAUCUACAACUGCCUGCCUACCACUGCCUGCCUACAACUGCCUACCUACAACUGCCUGCCUACAACUGCCUACCUACAAAUGCCUACCUACAAAUGCCUGCCUAUAA